AUGGGUGGCCAACAGUCAAAGUGUGCUGCUUGCUGUGGGGACAAGGACGAGUCAGGCAAGGACAUCUCCAUCCAACCUCCCGAGGGCACAGGUCUUGCUGGCACGGAAGAGGUGGCUGAGACGAAGAUCGAGGGAGUUGCUCCAGUGGCUGCCACAGACAAGGCAAGCAUCUCAACAGGGGCCCUUGAGCAGGCUUUGCCACUGUGUACAAUCGAAUUAACGUUGGAAAGCUUGAAGAGAUUUGAAGAGUCCAAGUUGUCAACAUCGGCCGAAGAAAGACCAUAUGCCGAAGCUCUUCAAGAGCGCCUGGUGCCUUUUCCAACUGAGUUUAGGGAGUUCGCCAGUGCCGCUCCCGCUGCGGGCGGCAGCGACAGCGGUGAAAGCGAGGGAUCAGCUGAUGGCAAUUCUGACGAUGACUGGAUGUCCCCCUGGGACAGCGGCGAUAUGAUCGGCGCGACUGGCGUCCGCGAUGGAUACAAACUUCCAUCAAUGCAUGGCUUUCGCAUGAUCUCUUUGAGCUUCAAUGGACCAAGCCUGGUGGGAUACAGCAUGGUGGGAACUGAAAUCUUCACCACUUCCUUGGCCGCGGGAGCAACUGCAGCAGACGUUCUGGAGGCAGCCAGUUCUGCCAUGGGAGUUGAGCCAGCGAGUCUGACACUGCUGUGCCACGGAGCGCCGCUAGAGCCACAAGAGACUCUUUCAGAUUUUACAUCGAUGGCGAUCAGGCAGGUGCUCCAUACAGGCCCGGCAGUAUAUGUGUGUGAGCAAAAUGCUCGUUGUGAAACGGACACCUUCUUCGGUGGUAGUUGCGAGGUGAUCGUCAAUCGGGACAAGUUGCCGAAUCCUGGCAUUGCCACCAUCCAAGCGCUUCAAGAGACGAGGGAAUUCGUCACACCACAUCGCUUCGACUGCUGGCUGAUUUACACGAAACAUGAAGUCUUGCUGUAUCAACGGCCAACUGAAAAGCGUCGAAAGCAUGAUCUCUUGAUCCCGCUGGGCUUCUUCCCUCCUGCGCCCAAGUGGUCCUUUCCUGCCGGCUCUCGGCGAUGGGGUCAACUCUCAGAUGUUUGGAGCGCCUGUGUGGAAAUGCCGCAGAUCAAGGGGCUCAUGGAUACACACGCUGACCUCACCUUGGAUAGGCCGAUUCCUCGCUACCAGAUGAUUGUUGACCCGAAUCAGUUCGUUCGACAGACAGCUCGUGGCCCUGUGUGGGUCCCAUGCGAGUUUGACAUCGACAGUGAAGGACAUGCACAGAUCGUUGGUGGCAGCCGCUGCCACAAAUAUCCAGCUCUGGCUGAGAAGGUGGCCACCCCAAUCCUGGAAGCAGCAUUGCCUUUGCUGGCGAAGCUUCGUCGGCCUCAACUGCUGUUGGAUCGGCGCAGGCUCCAGAUUGUCUUCAAGGCCCAAAGAAUCAUUCUGCCGCCCAAAGUUCACGAAGACGAUGAACCUGAAUAUAUUGGAAUGUGGCAUGUGGAUGGGCAUCGGGAAGAUGUGGCAGCUGUGGUCCUGUAUUACUAUCAUGUGGAUCCAGCUCUUGAAGGUGGUGAUAUGGAGCUGUGCGGCCGCGAGCCCUUUGAUAUUUUAGCCAUGGCAGACGCUGGUGACAACUCCUUCGAGUUCGACCAUCGGCGCUUGAAGGAAGCGCUCAGUGGGGAGAAGCAACGGUUACCACACUGCCGUGUUCCCAUCCAAGCAGGAACCUUGCUGGUGUUCUCCAAUCAUCAGAUGGUGCAUCGGGUCCUUCGCAUGAUCAACAAUGGCAAGUCUGAGGCUUCCAGGGACUCUGUGGCUUUGUUCAUCCUGAAUCCCGCCAGCGAAGCACUGGUUCCAGCGAGGUGUGCCCUUGCAAAACCCUACAUGCUCACAAGGGUGUUGAGACUAAAAGCCUUGACGCCAGACAACAUCCAGGCUAUUCUGUCGCUGGCGGGCUUUCUACCGACAGAUGAUGAGUCAAAGAGUUUGCGCAAUGCGAUGUUGUUGGAGCAACUCGAACCGACUGGUGAAUUUGCAAGCCGGGGCAAUGUGGUGCGCGCGACCGGCAACGGGUGUCUGACCAUGGUAGGUUGGCUCCACCACAUGCUGCAAGAUUCAAGACAUGGCGGCGACGGCGAUUUUUUCAGUUCCUUCUGUGAUGGAUGGUAUCAUUUCAGAGCUCUUAACCGGCUUCCACAAAAGCAGCUUGGAUACUUUUGA
Messenger RNA from Cladocopium goreaui, 2193 nucleotides. The record is from the annotation of a GenBank genome assembly. Lineage: Eukaryota; Dinophyceae; Suessiales; Symbiodiniaceae.